AUGCUCGAGUAUAGGCUCACAGUUAAAGAUAGGAUGGUGUGUGAUUUCUUUCAUCCCAAUGCUGGUGGGGUAGAGAACCACAUCUACAUGCUCAGUGCGAAUCUCAUCCGCCGGGGACACAAGGUGAUUGCCAUAACACACAGCCAUCCUCCGGACCGAGUCGGCAUACGCUGGCUUUUACCUGCCCUAAAAGUAUAUUACCUCCCCUUCCCCACCAUCGCUUCUUCAGCGACCCUGCCGAAUUUUUUGACGUUCUUGCCCUACCUGAGGACAAUCGUCCUCCGUGAAGGCGUUGAGAUCAUACAUGCGCACGCCAGUCUGUCGUCGCUGGCGCACGAGGGCCUCCUGCACGCGCACCUGAUGGGCGUACGCACUGUGUUCACAGACCACAGUCUGUUUGGCUUCGACGAUGCUGCAAGCAUAUUGACGAAUAAGCUCCUUGAGGCGGCGCUAAGGAACGUUGAUGCUGUCAUAUGUGUAUCACAUACGGGCCGUGAGAAUACGGUUCUGAGAGCUCGACUUCUCCCUCAAACAGUACACGUCAUACCCAAUGCCUUAGUGGCUGACCAGUUCAAGCCCAUGCCUACCAUCCGCUCGAACGACAAUGAGAGAAAUACAGUCACCAUCGUCGUCAUAUCACGGCUGGCGCACAGGAAAGGCAUUGAUCUCCUUGUGGCAACGGCGCCUCGUAUUUGUGCUCUAUUCCCAAAUGUCAAGUUCGUUAUAGGAGGCGACGGCCCUAAGCUGAUCGACCUGCUCCAGAUGAGAGAGAAGUAUAUGCUCCAAGAUCGCAUCGAGAUGCUUGGGCCUGUCCAACAUAGCGAUGUUCGCGAUGUCCUUGUCCGCGGCUCUAUAUUCAUAAACACCUCGUUAACAGAGUCAUUUGGGAUUGCUAUCCUGGAGGCCGCCUGCGCAGGUCUUUAUGUCGUUGCAACUCGCGUAGGUGGCGUACCGGAAAUUCUCCCGGAGGAUAUGAUCUCCUUUGCAAAUCCAGACGAGGAUGACGUGGUUAGAGCCAUGUCAGAAGCCAUUGACAUCGUGACGGCCAACAAGCACGAUCCUAUUCGCGCUCACGAGCGCGUUCGGAGCUUUUACAACUGGUGUGACGUUGCUGAACGCACAGAGAAAGUGUACGACACCGUGAUGCAACAAGAACCAUACGACUUCUGGACGAGAUUGCGACGCACUCUACAGCUCGGGCAAUUUGCGGGGCCCAUCUUCGCGAUAAUCCUGAUUGUGGAUUGCUUAUUCUUCGUAUUUCUUGAGUGGUGGAUUCCUCGUGAUGACAUCGACAAGGUCGAAAUGCAUUGGAACCAGGAUGACUUCGUCGAGGUUUGGAUGUUCAUCCUGAUUUGCUCGUUUCGUACUGACCAGUGUAUUUAA
Molecule: messenger RNA, 1383 nt
Organism: Postia placenta MAD-698-R-SB12
Lineage: Eukaryota; Fungi; Basidiomycota; Agaricomycetes; Polyporales; Adustoporiaceae
Product: glycosyltransferase family 4 protein
Exons: 8
Coding region: 1-1383 (460 amino acids)
Biological process (GO): GPI anchor biosynthetic process
Cellular component (GO): glycosylphosphatidylinositol-N-acetylglucosaminyltransferase (GPI-GnT) complex
Molecular function (GO): phosphatidylinositol N-acetylglucosaminyltransferase activity
Source: RefSeq, a predicted model, not a curated record